Messenger RNA from Sphaerodactylus townsendi, 8594 nucleotides. RefSeq names its product von Willebrand factor (gene VWF). Gene Ontology annotation, molecular function: protein binding. The transcript is spliced from 53 exons. The coding region runs from base 105 to 8594 and encodes 2829 amino acids. Gene Ontology annotation, biological process: blood coagulation; cell-substrate adhesion. Gene Ontology annotation, cellular component: extracellular matrix. The record is from RefSeq and is a predicted model, not a curated record. NCBI's taxonomy places the organism in Eukaryota, Metazoa, Chordata, Lepidosauria, Squamata, Sphaerodactylidae.
CGUGUAGCUUCGUGAAGAAGGAUUGCACCAGUCAGGACGAGCCCGCCUGGCCAUCAGGGAACCACAUUCUUGAUGGGCAGUUGACUGUUUGAAGAGAAGCAAAGAUGACAGCCACUCCCAAUUUUCUGAUGGUGUUUGUGCUACCUAUCCUGACAGUAGCUGGAAAAGAAGUUGCUCAGCCUUCCACACACUGCAGUCUGUUUGGAGAUGACCAUAUUAAGACCUUUGAUGUGUCUCUGUAUGACUUUGCUGGGGACUGCAGUUAUCUGUUGGCUGGAGACUGUCACAGGAGGUCCUUCUCACUCUUGGGUGACUAUCAGAAUGGAAGAAGAAACAGCCUCUCUCUUUAUCUUGGGGAAUAUUUUGAUGCCCGUCUGUCGUUAGAUGGCACUGUGACCCAGGGUGGCAAAAGGAUUUCCAUACCUUAUGCUUCCAACGGGGUGUUUAUAGAAACUGAGGCGGGUUAUUAUAAGAUGUCUAGUGAAGAGCACGGCUUCAUAGCCAAGGUGGACAUCAGUGGGAACAUCCAGAUUGCCCUUGCAAACAAACAUUAUAACAGGACAUGCGGGCUAUGUGGCAACUUCAACAGAUUUGCUGAGGACGAUUUUAUGACGCAGGAAGGCACUUUAGAAGAGAACGGCUACAAUUUUGCCAACUCCUGGGCCAUGCGCAGAGGAGAAGAGAGAUGCCAGAGAGCAGUUCCCCCGAAUCACAUUUGCAACAUUUCAUCUGAGAUGGUUGAUAAGGGCGUUCUACAGCAUUGCCAGCUUCUGAGGACUUCCCUUGUGUUUUCCAAAUGCCACCAUCUGGUUGAUCCCGAGAAAUUCAUUGCUCUCUGUGAAGAAGACAUGUGCUCGUGUGCCCAGGAAAGGACCUGCCACUGCCCAGUUUUCCUAGAGUAUGCCAGAAACUGUGCUCGGCAAGGCGUGAUUCUGGAAGGCUGGCCCGCAGAAAGUGCAUGCAGGCCAAGAUGUCCCGUUGGCUUGGAGUACAAGGAAUGCACUUCCCCUUGUGCCAGAACUUGCCAGAGCCUGCAUAUCAAUACAGGGUGUCAAGAAAAAUGUGUGGAUGGCUGCAGCUGCCCGGAGGGCAGGCUUCUAGAUGGUGACCAGUGUGUGGACAGUUCUGACUGCUCCUGUAUACAUUCUGGCAAGCACUACUCUCCUGGUUCUUCUGUCUACCGGGAUUGCAACUCAUGUAUUUGCAGGCAUGGCAUCUGGAUCUGCAGCAAUGAACCUUGCCCAGGUGAAUGUUCUGUCACUGGCCAAUCCCAUUUCAAAAGCUUUGACAACAAGCAUUUCACUUUCAGCGGCAUCUGUCACUACUUGUUUGCCAAAGACUGUGAGGACAGUUCCUUUUCUGUGAUCAUAGAUACAGUCCAGUGUGCAGAUGAUCCUGAUGCCGUGUGUACCCGCUCUGUUUCUGUCCAACUCCAGGAGGAGAACAGUAUUGUUAAACUGAAACAUGGUGGUGGGAUCUCUCUGAAUGGGCAGGAUGUCCAGAUUCCUUUCAUGCAAGGUGCCCUUCACAUCCAGCACACUGUAAUGUCUGCAGUUCGCCUCACAUACCGGAAGAACAUUCAUAUUGACUGGGAUGGCCGUGGAACACUUUUGAUGAAGUUGUCCUCGGAGUACACGGAGCGGACCUGUGGCCUGUGUGGAAAUUACAAUGGGAAUCAAGGAGAUGACUUCCUCACGCCUUCUGGGCUGGUGGAAACUCUUGUGGAAGAUUUCGGAAAUGCCUGGAAGCUCAAGGGAGAUUGCCAAGACGUGCAGAAACAGGAGAGUGAUUCUUGCAGUCUCACCCCUCGCUUAGCCAAGUAUGCUGAGCGUUCAUGCUCAGUGUUGGUCUCGCCUUUGUUUGAACCUUGUCACCAUGAAGUCAGCCCUUCUCCAUAUUUCAAGAAUUGCCGCUAUGAUGUCUGCGCUUGCUCUGAUGGCAAAGACUGUUUGUGUGCUGCUCUCUCAGCCUAUGCUGCGGCAUGUGCUUUGAAAGGCAUCCUCAUCGAUUGGAGGCAGCCGGACUUUUGUGCUUUAAGUUGUCCAGAAGGUCAGGUUUAUCAGCAAUGUGGAAGUCCGUGUAACCAAACUUGUCGGUCCCUGUCCUAUCCGGAUACAGAUUGUGAUGAAUCUUGCAUGGAAGGCUGUUACUGCCCUGUAGGUUUAUACCUCGAUCAGCAGGGAGAGUGUGUGCCAAAAUCCCAGUGCUCCUGUUACUAUGAUGGUGAGAUCUUCCAACCAGAUGAUGUCUUCUCUGAUCAUCACACUAUGUGCUAUUGCGAAAAUGGCUUCAUGCACUGCAACUCAAAUAGACUUCCGGGGGUCUUCCUGCCAGAUGUUGUCUUUCAACAACACCCGUCUGUCAGAGCAAAGCGAAGCUUGACCUGCAGACCUCCCAUGACGAUGUUUGUAUGUCCUGCCGAUGAUCCAAGAGCCGAAGGGGUCGAAUGUAUGAAGACCUGCCAGACCUAUGAAUUGGGCUGCAUUAGCCACGGAUGCGUGUCUGGCUGCCUUUGUCCUGCUGGUUGGGUGCGGCAUGGAAACAAAUGUAUUGUACCUGACAAAUGCCCCUGUUUUCACAAUGGACGAGAGUAUGCGGCUGGCGAGACGGUGACAAAAGACUGCAAUACUUGUGUCUGUCAUGCUCGAAAGUGGGAAUGCUCAGAGAACAUCUGUGAUGGUACCUGCUCAGCCAUUGGUACGGCCCAUUACUUAACCUUUGAUGGACUAAAAUAUCGGUUUCCAGGCAAUUGUCAAUAUGUACUGGUUCAGGAUUAUUGUGACAAUGAUGAUUUUGGAACCUUUCGGAUACUCGUGGCCAAUGAGGGCUGUAGCUUCACUGGAGAGAAGUGCACAAAAAAAAUCACUGUUCUCCUUGACAGCGGUGAAAUUGAACUUUACAAUGGAGAUGUUAACAUCUUGACACCUCCUAGCGAGGCUAAUGUUGAAGUCCUGAAGUCUGGACGUUACUACAUUCUGUUAUUGGGCAACGGAAUUUCUCUAGCUUGGGAUCAAGACAUGGGGAUUUCUGUUAUCUUGAAAGAAAACUACAAAGAUCGCGUCUGUGGUCUGUGUGGGAAUUUUGAUGGCAUCCAAAAUAAUGACUUCACCAGUAGCAGAAAGCAGCUUGAAAUUGAUCCAAAUGACUUUGGGAACUCCUGGAAAGUUAAUUCACAGUGCGCUGAUGUCCAAAAGCUUUCUCAGGGGCAAGACUUAGUUUCUUCGCUGUGUAAUGGCAACAUAGUGAAACAAGUGAUGGUGGAAACCUCUUGCAGUGUCUUGAACAGCGAUCUCUUCAGAGAGUGCAAAAAACUGGUGGAUCCUGAGCCCUAUAUGGAUAUCUGUAUGUAUGACACCUGUGCUUGUGAAUCCAUUGGGGACUGUGCCUGCUUCUGCGAUGCCAUUGCUGCUUAUGCUCACGUCUGUGCUCAGAAAGGGGCCGUCGUUCACUGGAGGUCCCCUUCUCUCUGCCCACAAAGUUGUGAGCACCUGAACCAGGAAGAGGAGGGAUACCAAUGUGAAUGGAGAUACAACAGUUGUGGUCCUGCAUGCCCAAGAACAUGCCAGCACUUGGAGCCUAUGGACUGCCCAGUGAAGUGUGUGGAAGGGUGCCAUGUGCACUGUCCUGCAGGGAAAAUACUCGAUGAGCUGUCCGAGUCUUGCAUUAAUCUCGAGGAAUGCCCUGUGUGUGAAGUAGAAGGUGUCCGGGUACCCCAUGGGAAACGGAUCGUUUUGAACUCUGGAGAUGUACAACUCUGCCAGUCCUGUCAUUGUGAAGGCCAAAACUUGACGUGCCACGCAUGUGAUCCGGGAGAGAAUGUUGAACCCCUGGCUUUAACCACCAUUCCUCCAGAAGAUCAAGUGACUCGAGAAUAUUCUUGUAGCAAAAUGAUGGAUCUUGCCUUCUUAAUGGAUGGCUCAAAUAAGCUGUCUGAAGAUGAUUUCGAACAGUUGAAAGCUUUCGUCAUCGGCAUGAUGGAAAAACUCCACAUUUCUCAAAAGAGAAUCCGUGUGUCCAUACUGGAAUACCGCACAGGCUCACACAUUUACUUGGGUCUCAAAGAUAUCAAAAAACCAUCUGAAAUGAGAAGGAUUGUCCAUAAUAUAAAAUAUACUGGUGGAGAUGUGGCGUCCGCAACGGAAGUACUGAAGUAUAUCGUCUUUCAUGUCUUUGGGAAGGCUCCACGGACAAAUGCUGCCAGAAUUGCUGUGUUGCUUACAGCCAGCAGAGACCCAAAGAGAAUUCAAACCAUUUUCCCCCUUUUGAAAAAGAAGAAAAUCACAGUAAUACCAAUCGGGCUCGGACCCCAUAUCAGCCUUGAGCAAAUUGAAUUAAUCGAAAGGCAGUCGCCUGAGAAUAAGGCCUUUAUUAUGAGCAGCGUGCUUGAGCUGAGGGAACGAAGGGAUGAAAUAAUUGAUUAUUUCUGUGGUCUUGUGCCUGAAAUAAGUUCGGUCUUACAAGUUACAACUCAGAGCCCUGUUACAACGCUUCCCAGUGUCCUUGCUGCUACAGAACCUGGAUUACGCCAGGAGUUACCAGGAGCAGCGCCAACUAUGUUUACCUCCACAUUCAGAGUCACUCCUAAGACCCUUGACAUGGUUUUUGUGCUCGAAGGCUCUGACAAAGUUGGCUCGGAGAAUUUUAGUUUGGUCAAAGAGUUCCUUGCCCGCACAAUCAGAGAAAUGGACAUAGGCGAAGAAACCAUUCAUAUCACCAUUUUGCAGUAUUCAUUCAUGAUUACUGUGGAGUAUUCCUUCAGUGACAGGCAGUCAAAGGCAGACCUGCUUAAGAGGGUGAAGGAAAUCAGAUACCGUGGAGGAAAUGCCACCAACACCGGCAAAGCUCUCCGCUUUCUCUCUGAACAAACCUUUGCACCAAGCAGAAAAAGACGGAACGCACCAAAUCUGGUUUACACGGUGACAGCAAACCCUGCCACAGAUACCAUCACUCGCCCUCCCAGGGAUAUCAAUGUCGUUCCUAUAGGUAUAGCACCAAAUGUGGAUAUACAAGAACUUGAAAAAAUAAGCCAACCACAAGUUCCGAUCAUCCUAGAGGGAUACAACAAGCUCGUCCAAGAAGGUCCUGACUUAGUAUUGAAAAAGUGCUGCUUUACAGAAGGAACUUGCAGCAAGCCACUGGAUGUGAUAUUUCUUCUGGAUGGGAGUUCAAAUGUUAGAGAAUCGCAAUUUGAGGAAAUGAAACACUUUGUGAAGGCAUUUAUUAACUACAUGGAUGUCGGACAUACUGCGAUGCAAGUGGCAGUUCUUCAGUAUGGCCAAGCAAGCACUUUGGAAAUCUCCUGGAAUCUGCCCCAGGAAAAAUCAAUGCUUCUAUCAAUGAUGAGCGCAAUUCGUCAAAGACAGCACGGUCCCAGCAAACUUGGGGAGGCAAUCGACUUCACAGUCCAGCAUGCCAUUUCUGAAGCCAGUGGGGGAAGGCCCAACGCAACCAAAAUAGCAGUGAUUAUUAUAUCAAACGAGUCGGAAGAUUCUGUGGAGGCUGCUGCAUAUUCUGCAAGCAUCAAUCGGGUAUUGUUGCUGCCUAUUGUCAUUGGGGACAGAUACAACAUAGCCCAACUGACUACUUUAGUGGGACCAUCCGCCACCAACAGGAUCAUUAAGUUGCAGUCAUUUGAGGAACUUUCUGCCAUGGUGACUUCGGAUGACAAAUUUGUCAAAAAGCUUUGCGCAGCAACUGUCCUGGAGUGCAUAGAUGAGGAUGGGAAUAAGAAGAGACCUGGGGACAAAUGGACAUUGCUGGAUCAGUGUCGCACGGUGACAUGCUUGCCGGGAGGAUACACCAUUCUGGAGAGCCACCGAAUCAAUUGCGAGAAGAUGCCGAGGCCGCUGUGUCGCAACAACAUGCCUGCAUUGAAAGUGGAAGAAACAUGUGGCUGUCGCUGGGUGUGUCCAUGCACGUGCAUGGGAAGUUCAACAAGGCAUAUCGUCACCUUUGAUGGACUGGAAUUUAAACUAACGGGAAAUUGUUCGUACACACUAUUUGAAGAUAAAGAACAUGGUCUCAAAGUGGUUCUUCACAAUGGGGCCUGCAGUUCAACCCCAAGACUCAACUGUAUGAAUUCCAUUGAGGUGACACACCAGUCCACAUCUGUGGAGCUGUUCAGCAACAUGUCGGUUACUGUGAAUGGUGAACUGUCCAUCCUUCCGUAUACCAACGAUCAUUUUGAAAUCAACGUUUAUGGAGCAAUAAUGCAUGAAAUCAGGUUCUCUCAUCUGGGGCACAUCUUUUCCUUCACUCCAAGCAACAAUGAGUUUACUUUCCAACUUAGCCCAAAGAGUUUUGCUCUGCAUACCUACGGCCUUUGUGGGAUUUGUGACCAAAACAGUGGUAAUGACUUCAUUUUGAAGGAUGGUUCCAUUGCACCCGACAGCAGCAUCUUUGUCCAAGAGUGGGCCGUGAGGCGACCAGGGAUAACCUGUGAGGUCAACAGAGCAGACAGAUGCAUUGAACAGGCCACCACCAAGUGCAGCAUUUUGCUCUCUGCUCAGUUUUAUGCAUGCCACCACAUCGUUCCUCCAAAUGCGUUCUAUGCAGCAUGCGAAGAAAACAACUGCCAUGGGGAUGAAGUAUGUGAGAUUGUGUCCUCCUAUGCACACCUCUGCAGGACGCAAGGAAUCUGUGUGGAAUGGAGAACUCCAGAGUUCUGUGCUAUGAAAUGUCCAGAGUCUUUGAUGUACGACUCCUGUCGAACAGGCUGCACAAGGCACUGUGAGAACAAUACCAAGACUGAAAUCUGCCUGGAUUAUCCUGCCGAAGGCUGUUUCUGUCCUUAUGGACAAGUGACUUUGGAGGGAAGUUGUGUGGAUGAAGAAGUCUGUACUCAGUGUGUUGGUGAUGAUGGGAUGCGCCACCAGCACUUGGAAACGUGGAUUCCUUCCAGCGAACCCUGUAACAUCUGUGUAUGCCUUGAUAAUAGGACCAUAAACUGCACGACUCGCCCUUGUCCAACUGCCAAACCGGUUUGUGGUCCUUGUGAAAUCCCAAGACUGAAGAGGGAUUACGAUCUGUGCUGUCCAAUCUAUGAAUGUGUUUGUGAUCUAGUCACUUGUGAGCUCCCCCCUGUUCCUCAUUGCGAAGAUGGCCUUCAGCUUGUGCUGACAAACGUUGGGGAAUGCAGACCGGAUUAUGCUUGUGUCUGCAAAAAAGACGAGUGCAAGCCGGAAUCCCCUCCUCUCUGUCCCCUACACCGGAAGCUUGCUGUGAAGAAGACCCAGUGCUGUGAUGAGUAUCAAUGUGUUUGCAGCUGUGUCAAUUCGACAGUGGCUUGCCCUGCUGGGUAUCUAUCUACAACUGUCUCAAAUGACUGUGGCUGUACAUCUACCACCUGCACUCCAGACAAGGUUUGUGUUCAUCAAAACAUUGUCUAUCCCAUUGGGAAGACUUGGGAAGAAGACUGUACAGAAUGUACCUGCACGGACAUGGAAGAUGCAGUUACGGGCCUUCGGAUCACAGAAUGUUUUAGGAAAGACUGCGACACAAAUUGUCCACCGGGACAUCAAUAUGUCAACAAAGAAGGCGUGUGCUGUGGGAAAUGUAUCAAAACAAUGUGUGAUGAAGCGUCGCUUUGGUCUCGGGGUGAUGAAGAUGUUCGUUGGCAUCAAGUUGGCUCAGAGUGGCAAUCCCCCACAGACCCGUGUGUCAUCAGGGAGUGUGUCCGUGUGAACGAGGAAGUCUUUAUUCAGGACAAGAACGUCUCCUGUGCACAGAUGGAGCCUCCUAGUUGCCCACUGGGAACAGAGCUGCACUGUGACAGAAAGACUGGCUGCUGUCCCUCAUGUCAUUGUGAUCCUGUGAAUGGCUGCGUCUUCAAUGGCACCAUUAUUGGGCCAGGGAAACGUGUGUUGUUGGAUCAGUGCACCAGCUGUACAUGCAACCUACAAAGGGGACUGAAUUUGAAAUACAAAUUGACAUGCGAAAAAACUACCUGUGAACCUUGCCCCCAGAAUUACAGAAUGGAAACAGUUCCUGGCUCGUGCUGCGGCAAAUGCUUGCCAACGGCGUGCACUAUACGGCUGAGGGAUAGAACCAUGCGAUAUUUGAAGGCCAAUGAGACAAUCCAAGAUGGAUGUGACAGCCAUUCUUGUAAAAUCAAUGGGAAAGGAGAGUUCAUAUGGGAAAAGAGAAUCACUGGUUGUCCACCAUUUGACUCCAUUAAAUGCUUGGCUGAAGGAGGUAAAAUUUCCAAGGUUGAAAAUACCUGCUGUGAGACAUGUGUGGAACCGGAAUGCAAACAAAUCACUGGCAGGCUGGAAUAUGUUAAAGUGGGUGACUGUAUGACUGUGAGCCAGCUGAAUAUCCAUUACUGCCAGGUAAUUUACCCUUAUUUUAAGAACAGCAAAAGGUUAUCUGAUCGCCUAGAAUUUCCUGCUGGAGAAGGCGGGAUCUUUUUAGAUGUCUACCAACAUCUUUUGAAAGAUUAUGUGCUGUCUGAUGACCAGGACAUGUUUGGGGAUGCAGAGACCAUCUUGGACGGAUUGCCUUCAAAGCAAGUCUCUGGUGGAAAAGAGCGUUCAGCUACUCCUGAGUCAAGUGCCAGGAAAUUUUCCCCCUGUUGCAUUAGCCACUGUGGAUAG